CUUUCCCCCCAAGCAGCCAAUCCAUAGGGGCUGGUCGGCACCUCCUCCUGGUUCUUUCAAGGUAAAGGUAGAUGGUGCGACAUCCACAAGGGGUGCUGGGAACUCAGGAGUUGGUGUGGUCAUUUGAGAUGAGGAAGGAAGGGUUGUAGCAGCUCUCAGUAAAAUGCUGCCCUCGCACUACCUUCCUGAACGGACAGAACUCUUUGCAAUGCAACAGGGGGUUCUCUUGGCCCAGGAAAUGGAACUCUCCAAUGUCAUCUUCGAAACAGAUGCUCUCUCAGUCAUUCAAGCCAUCUCCCAUGACCUCAGUGGUAGUGAAAUGGGACACCUGAUACAGGGAAUUCAGCUUGCAAAGGCUUCCUUUAAUAGUUGCUCCUUUCAUCACUUGGAAAGGGACUACAGGGUUGCUCAUGAGCUUGCCCAGUUUGACAAAUGUAAUCAUGCCAACCAAACUUGGGAAGGGUGUUUCUCCACCCUUUGUAGCUCAUCUGAUUCAAUCAGACCUAGGUUGAUCUCUGUGUUUGCUUUUGGCUUCUGUUGUACUCCUUUUCUUGUUUAAUGAAACAUUUGGUU
Messenger RNA from Quercus lobata, 573 nucleotides. RefSeq lists its product as uncharacterized. Bases 164 to 559 code for a protein of 131 amino acids. The transcript has a single exon. The record is from RefSeq and is a predicted model, not a curated record. Lineage: Eukaryota; Viridiplantae; Streptophyta; Magnoliopsida; Fagales; Fagaceae. Gene Ontology annotation, molecular function: nucleic acid binding; RNA-DNA hybrid ribonuclease activity.